AUCAGCAAGAAAAAGAAAUAUUUAUUCAUAAACUUCAUAUAACAGUUUGUUAUAAAACUAAAACAUGUUUAGCCAAAAUUGAUCAUGAAUCUGUAUUUAAUAUUUUUGAUAAUAUUCAAAAAUUAUCAAAAGUUGAAUACAAUAUACUUUUAUUAGGAAUACUUCAUGCAAUAACUCAUUCUAAAAAAACUUUACAGAAUAAAGAAAACAAUAUCUAA
Scutellospora calospora is the source of this 218-nucleotide messenger RNA. NCBI's taxonomy places the organism in Eukaryota, Fungi, Glomeromycota, Glomeromycetes, Diversisporales, Gigasporaceae. The record is from the annotation of a GenBank genome assembly.